CGCCUCCAUCGCUGAUUAGUAUAUUCUUCAAAAGUCCGAAGGCUAUAAUGUCGGAAUCAGUUCAGGUUGCAGGAAAAAGAAAGCGUGCCAGGACGCAGUCCUGUCCUCCACCCGAAUUGCCACAACUUGUCGCUGAGCAACAUGUUCCCAUCGCUCCCAAUGAUAAGGAGACGCAGCGGUUGAUUGUGGUUCUGUCACACGCCAGCUUGGAGACGUUUAAAGCUUCUCACGGUGGACGCAAUGGUACUGCUCGCGACGAGAAAUACUCUUUGCUAAACAGCGAUGAACAUAUUGGCGUCAUGCGCAAAAUGAACCGGGACAUUAGCGAGGCGCGUCCCGACAUCACUCAUCAGUGUCUUCUCACUCUUCUUGACUCUCCCGUCAACAAAGCUGGCAAGCUGCAAAUCUACAUUCACACUGCCAAAGGCGUUUUAAUUGAGGUCAACCCCUCGGUUCGCAUUCCUCGAACUUUCAAGCGCUUCGCCGGUCUCAUGGUUCAGCUUUUGCACCGACUCUCCAUCCGUUCCACUAACUCGCAAGAGAAGCUUCUCAAAGUCAUCAAGAACCCAAUCACCGACCAUUUGCCUCCAAACUGCCGCAAGGUGACGCUCAGUUACGAAGCCCCGGUUGUGCGAGUCAAGGAUUACAUCGAGUCUCUGGGCCCCAAAGAGAGCAUCUGUAUAUUUGUUGGAGCUAUGGCCAAGGGCCAGGAUGACUUUGCGGACUCGUUCAAGGAUGACACCAUUAGUAUCAGCAACUACAGUUUGAGUGCGAGCGUCGCAUGCAGCAAGUUCUGUCAUGCCGCAGAGGAAGUUUGGGAUAUCCUAUGAACGAAAUUGUCAUUCCACUCCCAUCUUGCAAAUUUCCCGAACUUGACGACGUGACGAAUCUCCUUGCGGACAUACAUCUAAACCUGUCAAAACAUGGCAAACACCGCAUGUUGGAAUUGACCUUUCUGGCCCUCGCGCCGCCCUUCCUACGUACCUGUGGACUUACUCCAUCUGACAAAUUGGAUCUACGUCGGUUUCCUGUUUUGCCUUACCUCCUGUUUCUGGAUCUGUCAAGAUUUAUGUCCGGUCUGUGGAACCAACAACUCCAGGAGUCCGGAUUCCAGAUUACAGCCUUAUGAUUCCUGUAUUAUGCGCUCUUCCGACGGUAUAGUUGUUGACAAGUGACAAAAGGAUUGUCAAGGCCCGGGCGGAUCCCGCUGUACUUGAUUUAUGGGCUACGCCGUAUCUGCGGCAUGUCUAUUAACACAGCUGCACACGAUCAUGUCCUUGGAGCCGGACAACCUACCAUAUGCGAGGAAAUCGUUGUGGUGGCAUGACGUAUCACAGUCUACUUCUCGGCCGGCCAUCGGAUUAGAUAUAUAGAUAAAUAAUGAUGUGAGCCUCUAGGCCUCCAGGUAGAGACGAA
Molecule: messenger RNA, 1416 nt
Organism: Aspergillus nidulans FGSC A4
Lineage: Eukaryota; Fungi; Ascomycota; Eurotiomycetes; Eurotiales; Aspergillaceae
Product: 18S rRNA pseudouridine methyltransferase
Exons: 3
Coding region: 48-830 (260 amino acids)
Biological process (GO): endonucleolytic cleavage to generate mature 5'-end of SSU-rRNA from (SSU-rRNA, 5.8S rRNA, LSU-rRNA); ribosomal small subunit biogenesis; endonucleolytic cleavage in 5'-ETS of tricistronic rRNA transcript (SSU-rRNA, 5.8S rRNA, LSU-rRNA)
Cellular component (GO): small-subunit processome; cytoplasm; nucleus
Molecular function (GO): identical protein binding; rRNA binding; rRNA (pseudouridine) methyltransferase activity
Source: RefSeq, a predicted model, not a curated record